Pseudozyma hubeiensis SY62 is the source of this 2841-nucleotide messenger RNA. RefSeq lists its product as hypothetical. The record is from RefSeq and is a predicted model, not a curated record. Gene Ontology annotation, cellular component: nucleus. Gene Ontology annotation, molecular function: zinc ion binding; DNA-binding transcription factor activity, RNA polymerase II-specific; transcription cis-regulatory region binding. The transcript has a single exon. The coding region runs from base 1 to 2841 and encodes 946 amino acids. NCBI's taxonomy places the organism in Eukaryota, Fungi, Basidiomycota, Ustilaginomycetes, Ustilaginales, Ustilaginaceae. Gene Ontology annotation, biological process: regulation of DNA-templated transcription.
AUGAGCAUGGACGAGUUUGGCUUCUUCUCAGAGGCGUCAACUGCGUCGGCGAAAGCAUCUUCGUCCUACUCGGAGAGCACGAGGUCGCAAUCCUCUUCGCAACAUGCCUCUUAUCAGCGCAGUGGAUAUCCAGAGUUCGAAGAACAGUAUCAGUCACGAGCUCAACCCUCGUCACAACCUCUGGAUGUCCAUCAGCAUCGAUAUCUUCAACCCCAACAGCAGCAGCAGCAGCAGCAGCAGCAGUAUCCACACCGCCUGGCCAAGGCCGAAUCUGAUAGCCCAUCAGCCCCCCUUCGCCGCUCCAACAACAUGAACACCAGUGUCCACGACUCACCCACAACUGCAAAGCGAGGAUCCAAUCUUGCCUGUCUUAAGUGCCGUGCGAUCAAAGUCAAGUGCUGGAAGAGCAACCCCAACGACCCUCGCUGCGCACGAUGCAACCGGCUCGACUUGUUCUGCGAGUUUCGCGAGCACCACCGCGGAAAGAAGCUGGAAAAGGUCAUUGCCGACGAGAAUCGACAUGUCAUCCUCACUCCAGAGAUGUUGCGACGAGCACGUCUCCAUAUCCUCCGCUGCAGUAGCUAUCCGCUCAAUCUUGAUCUAGCGUCGAUGGCGGUCAUCGAAAAUGCUGAGGAUGCUGCUCAACUGAGGGCGCCUCCAAGUUCUUCGAUCCAAGCCUUUCCCACGAUGCUGGCCGACCCGACGUACCCAAGUCUUGCGGGUAUGGCAGCUUCGGAGUCACCAAGCCCUCUGGGCAUGGCAUCGAGCGUGUACGACGAUGUGGUGCAGAUGAAUGUCUGCAGCUGGACAGACGCCUGCUAUCUGUUCAGCUUGUUCAUGACGCAGCUCAAUCCGAUCGUUGCGUUGCUCGAGCCGAGUCUUUAUACGGUCCAGUAUACCCGAGAGCAGUCGCCCAUCCUCUUCUCCAACAUCCUCUCCGUGUCCAGCCGCUUCUUUCGACCUGAACUGCAUCCACAAUGUCAAGCUUCCGCCACAGCCAUCCUCAAAUUUGCGGCCAGUCGUCAAUUGUGCAGCAUCGAUCACGUCCAGGCAUUGAUCGUCUCCGCCGUCUGGGCCACGACAAGCGAUGCUGCCAGAUACGAGACUCUGGUUGCGGCGGUUGCAUACGCGUACGAGCUCGGACUGCCGUUCUGCUUUGAGUCCGGAAUGGCGGUCGCCUCUGCCACGAAACCGUACAUGCCGCCUCUUCCCGUGCAUUUCCUGCACGCAAGUCAUCAGUCGACGACUUUGCGAGUGCAGCAGCGUACUUGGAUCCAGCUGUGUCUUCUCGAGCUGAGCAGACAGAGCGAUUCAAAACGUUCAUCGACGCAGAACAGACCCGAAUUGAUCGCUCAGAACGACCUGCCCAACGUGAGGGCUUGGUACGAGCUGCAUCACUCGACUAUGUCGGCCAACGACACGCGCCUAGCCUAUCAAUUGGACUUUGCCCUUUGCCAGAGGCACUUCAAUCUUCUCGCAGCUUCCGUUCCGGGGUCGGAUCAAGCUUUGAGCAGCAGCAUCGAUUCGCAACUGGUACGAGAGAGGGAAUGCUUCGCGACAUGGUUCAACACGUACGGCGAAGACUACGUCCCACGAUACGGGAUGGAUCGAUACAGCAGCACAGAGGCUGGGUUUCUGCUCCUUCUAUAUCGAUUCGGACGAGCAGUGCAGCUGCAUUCCAUCCUCAACUCUUCACAGCUGCUGCGAGAUCGUUGGGCGGCCACUGCCACCGAAUUGGCUUUCAAACUGAUCGACUACUUCAUCAACAAGAUCCUUGACCAGGACAGUGCCUUGUCAUCGAUGCUUCGUCUCAGCCCGCAGUAUAUGGCAGUCGGCUGCGUAUCCGUUGCCAGAUGGCUGCUCAACUCUCCACACAGUCAUCGCGCGAUAGAUCGCGUACGGGAGGUGGUACGUCUGCUCGGCCUCCCGCAGUUCUACCCUGACGGAAACCGAGUGGCCACAUCCAACGAGUUGACCGGACAACUGGAUCAAGCAUUGCGUUCACUGCUGGGCGAUGCGGGAGCGGUAAUCUCUCCAGGCUUGAGUACCAGUCCGAAACGCACACGUGCGCAAGACUAUCAGCAACAGGCUUGGGAUGGACAGAGGAAGCAGCAACGUCGUUUACACAAAGUGCCAGCCUUCGGUAGCGUCGGAGAUCGUGCUGCUGAUUCCAACUCGGAUCGGAUAAGCGAUCGUUCGCUUUCAUCCACCAUCAGGCCUGCAGGCUCGGGAGCAGAAGGCAACUUGAGCAUCGAUCUAGGAUUGGCUGAAACACAUUGGCCAGCAUUGAUGGCUAUGGGAUCACAGCCUUCGUUGACACCAACAUCGGAAGGUAGCUUUUCAAACGUUGCUAUGGCUCCCUCAUCGAUCUCUCCUUCAGCUUCGGACUCUUCAGCCGUGUUUAGCGUAGCAGCGGCGACGACAACGCUUCCCGAUUCGUUGGAUUUGGGAUCGUAUCAGUACGGCACCACAGGCGCGAUCGCGACGGCUCCGACAGAUCCAAGUUCGGUAAACCCAAGGCAGUACUAUACCUCAGGAUUGAAUGCUUCGUACUCGAGCCUGGCCGGAAGCGGAACGACGUUCGACGGAGCAAGCGGCGGCGGACAAUUCGGGCCGAUUCAGUCUUUUGCUCUGGAACGAAACAGCACUGUGGUUCCACAGUCGUACAAUGCCGCGGCAGGCGGCACACGAACGGGUGCUCAACAUCAGCAGCCACUGUACGUACGGAUGGAAGUCGAAGCUCAUGGCGGACUGGAUGCAUCACUGGCGAUCGGACUGGGCGCGAGCUAUGAUGGCAGCAGUGCCGGGUCGGAUCUGAUGACGAAUCACGCUCGACAGUAG